AGAUUACCGAAUGAAUACUUGUUUGUCAGUUGCGGUUUUCCGGGGGUCGUCAUUAAAAAGGCUGGAAGCCGGCGAGCAGCUGAUCAGUUCCAAAAUCAGCUGUUGAGCCCGGCCGGUCACACAAGUGGUCCCGAAACGAAAUCCGCGCAGCAGACUUUGACAAAUUAUUGUUGGACAUUCGAACGUUUCUCGUAAUCAAAAUGGAAGUCUUAAAGAUCCUAUUCGCCGUCUGUCUGUCCGUGUUGCUGUUAGGCCAGCUCGUGACGGCCAACCCAGUAUUUCUGCAAGACGAAUACGUCACGGGAACGGAGGUCCAACUAGCCGAUGAAAUAUCACGUGCCCUAGUUAAAUUGAUGGCCGACAUCAACCGCCACACGUCAAAAAGGUCGCGACCACGGCGUUACGUCACGUUCACGAUCGGUUCCGACUACUACAAGCGGAGACCACGCCGUCGGCACCACCGCAGAGUGCACCCGAGUCAUCCCAGUCAGUCGCGAGGCAACCAGCUCGUCAGCCAAUAGAGGAGGAGGAGACUUAUUAUUACAUCAUUGGAUGACGUCACAGAAUAACGAAUCGCGAUUGGCUGCACAUUCUUUCUUUUUUUUUCUUUCUUUCUUUUUUUUGUUGUUGUUUUGCUGAAGAUUCAAACCGUCACUUAAGAAGAUUGACAUUUUUUUGUUGUAUGUUUUAUUUUUAGACAAUAGUGACUGAAGAAUGGCAGCCGAUGAAGUGUAAAAACAAUUCGUGUUUUUGUUUUACAUUGCAAAUGAUCUCAGUGUUUAAUGUGCGACAGACAGGGAGGCCUGGUCAUGUCGAUUAUAGUGAAUCUCGAUUACCGUUUUACCCUUUUUCUUAUGUAAAGCUGGGUAAUUCUUACAGGAUAUUCAUAGGAUAUCCAGGGUUCGACAAAUACACUAGCCCUCGGUGUCCUGGCGAGUGAAUGUUUGGUUUGACAGGCACGGCGGAAGCCAAUAGACAUUGGAGGUGGGGGGGGGGGGGGGGGGCUGACUGAGAUCGAGGGCGCAAAACAAAGUUUCUAGGGGGGACUCGAGGGUAUGCUCCUUCGUAAAAUUUUGAAAACUAGAUGUCCUGAAAUGCAAUUUCCUGCAUUCUAUAAGUAAUAAGUAAAAUUCAUCUCUGGUUUAAGAUUUACUACCAUUAACACUGACGUAGAAAGUGCGGGGGGGGGGG
This is a messenger RNA of Gigantopelta aegis, 1191 nucleotides long. RefSeq lists its product as uncharacterized. The coding region runs from base 201 to 521 and encodes 106 amino acids. The record is from RefSeq and is a predicted model, not a curated record. The transcript is spliced from 3 exons. Lineage: Eukaryota; Metazoa; Mollusca; Gastropoda; Neomphalida; Peltospiridae.